Molecule: messenger RNA, 7391 nt
Organism: Triplophysa dalaica
Lineage: Eukaryota; Metazoa; Chordata; Actinopteri; Cypriniformes; Nemacheilidae
Gene: synj1
Product: synaptojanin 1
Exons: 32
Coding region: 231-5114 (1627 amino acids)
Biological process (GO): phosphatidylinositol dephosphorylation; synaptic vesicle endocytosis
Molecular function (GO): nucleic acid binding; phosphatidylinositol-4,5-bisphosphate 5-phosphatase activity
Source: RefSeq, a predicted model, not a curated record
CAGAAUAGCCAGUUAUUCAAUUUUCGACUCAAUUUCAGGAACCGGAAGUAUCCAGGAACGUAACUACAACUCAACUACCGGUACCUUUCUACGUUUCAGUUGUAUUUCUGUGGUUGAACUACCUGCCCCGCGCUACCGCUAGGCGUUUUCUUGCUUGUAGCCACAGUCAAUUUUCAACCGGGGAAAAACAGACACAACUCUGACAGCAUUAAAACAGGUUGUCUCCAGCCAUGGCUUUCAGCAAAGGUUAUCGUAUUUAUCAUAAACUGGACCCGCCUCCAUACAGUGUGAUUGUGGAAACCAGAAAUCGAGAGGAAUGCCUGAUGUUUGAGUCUGGAGCUGUUGCCGUACUGUCUUCAGCAGAGAAAGAGACCAUUAAAACAGCAUAUACCAAAAUGCUCGAUGCUUAUGGAAUCCUUGGAGUUCUUCGUCUUAACCUCGGGGAUUCUAUGCUGCACAGUCUGGUGGUCGUGACAGGAUGCAGUUCUGUUGGCAAAGUUCAGGAUUCUGAAGUCUUUCGUGUAACUGGCACAGAGUUUGUUUCUCUUAAGAACGACCCUACGGAUGAGGACCGGAUUGCGGACGUCAGGAAAGUCCUAAACUCUGGCAACUUCUACUUUGCCUGGUCCUCCACCGGAGUGAGUCUGGACCUCAGCUUGAACGCGCACCGUAGAAUCCGAGAAGAUACAUCUGACAAUCGAUUUUUCUGGAAUCAGUCCCUGCAUCUCCAUCUCAAGCAUUAUGGGGUGAACUGUGAUGAUUGGCUGUUGAGGUUAAUGUGUGGAGGAGUCGAGAUUCGCACCAUUUACGCUGGCCACAAGCAGGCCAAGGCUUGUGUGAUCUCUCGGCUCAGCUCUGAGCGGGCAGGCACUCGUUUCAACGUCCGGGGAGCAAAUGAUGAUGGUCAGGUGGCCAACUUUGUGGAGACUGAACAGGUUAUUUUUCUUGAUGACAAAGUGUCAUCCUUCAUUCAGAUCCGAGGGUCAAUACCUUUAUUCUGGGAGCAGCCGGGUAUUCAGAAAAACUCGUUUCAGGGGAUUUUGUUGCAGCUGAAUCAAAGUCGAGAAGCAAAAGGACAUCAUGGGAACCAACAGCUGGUCGGUUCCCAUCGUGUCAAGCUGUCACGUGGUUUCGAAGCAAACGCACCGGCUUUUGAGAGACAUUUAAGUGCUUUGAGGAUGCUGUACGGAAAACAGUUGAUCAUCAACCUGCUCGGUAUGAAGGAGGGCGAGAACAUGCUUAGCAAAGCAUUCCAGAGUCACCUGAAAGCUUCAGAACAUGCCAACGCUGUGAAAAUGUUGAACUUUGACUAUCAUCAGAUGGUUAAAGGUGGGAAGACUGAAAAGCUCAACACUGUUCUGAAACCUCUCAUUAGCAAAUUUCUAGACGAAUGUGGUUUCUUCAGCUAUUCUGCGGAAUCUGCCAUUAAGAGAUGUCAGUCUGGGUCCAUUCGUUCCAAUUGUCUGGACUGCUUGGACAGGACCAACAGUGUCCAAGCCUAUAUUGCGCUUGAGAUGCUUCCACAACAGUUGGAAGACAUGGGUCUGACUGAGAAGCCUCAGCUGGUCGCACGGUUUCAGGAGGUCUUCCGUACCAUGUGGUCUACCAAUGGAGACUCGAUCAGCAAGAUCUACGCAGGCACUGGCGCUCUGGAUGGCAAAGCAAAGGGUGGAAAGCUGAAAGACGGAGCUCGUUCGGUCACCAGAACCAUCCAGAACAACUUCUUUGACACCUCUAAACAGGAAGCCAUUGACAUCUUGAGACUGGGCAGCACCCUCAACAGUGACUUGGCAGAUAAAGCUCGAGCCCUCCUCACGACCAGCAGCCUGUACGUCACUGAGCCAAUUUUACAGUCAGCUUCUCCCAGGGUGCUGCUGGGUAUGUGUCAGAACCACUACAAAUACACAAGGCCCAAGAAGAUCAGAGUGUGCGUGGGCACUUGGAAUGUUAAUGGCGGCAAGCAGUUCCGUAGCAUUGCGUUUCGGAAUCACACCCUCAACGACUGGCUCCUGGAUGCCCCUAAAAAAGCUGGUCACCCAGAAUUCCAAGAUAGCAAGUCUAACCCUGUGGACAUAUUUGCUAUCGGCUUUGAGGAAAUGGUGGAGCUGAAUGCAGGCAAUAUCGUCAGCGCGAGCACCACCAAUCAGAAGCUGUGGGCUGCGGAGCUACAGAAGAACAUCUCACGGGAUCAGAGAUAUGUGCUGCUGGCAUCUGAACAGCUGGUGGGCGUGUGUCUGUUUGUCUACGUACGCCCUCAACAUGCACCUUUUAUUAGGGAUGUUGCAGUAGAUACAGUAAAGACUGGAAUGGGCGGGGCCACUGGUAAUAAAGGAGGCGUGGCCAUUCGCAUGCUCUUCCACACCACCAGCAUCUGCUUCGUGUGCUCGCACUUUGCCGCCGGUCAAUCACAAGUUAAAGAGAGGAACGACGACUACAAUGAGAUUGCACGCAAACUGUCCUUCCCCAUGGGUCGUCUGUUGGCUUCCCAUGACUACGUUUUCUGGUGCGGAGAUUUUAACUACCGGAUCAGUCUGCCCAAUGAAGAGGUGAAGGAGCUGAUCAAACAGCAGAACUGGGACGCACUGAUCGCUGGAGAUCAAAUGGUGGAGCAGAAGAACGCGGGACAGGUGUUUAGGGGUUUUAUUGAGGGUAAGCUCGAUUUUGCUCCCACCUACAAAUAUGACCUGUUUUCUGAGGACUAUGACACCAGCGAGAAGUGUCGCACACCCGCCUGGACCGACCGUAUACUUUGGAGGAGAAGGAAGUGGAACUUUGAUAAAACCGCAGAAGAGUUAGAGCUGAAUGUAGUUGGAGCCCCAGUAAAUGAGGAAGACCAGAACCCAUGGAGCCCUGGAGAUCUCAAGUACUACGGGAGAGCUGAGCUUAAGACUUCUGAUCACAGGCCUGUGGUGGCCAUCAUAGAUGUGGAUGUUCUAGAGGUGGAUCCAAAUGCCAGACAUCAGGUAUAUAAAGAAGUGAUCGGCCUGCAGGGUCCACCUGAUGGCACUAUCCUCGUCUCUCUUUGCUCUUCUGGUCCCGAUGAUUAUUUUGAUGACGCUUUGAUUGACGACUUGCUCGACAAGUUUGCAGACUUCGGCGAGGUCAUUCUUAUCAGGUUUGUCGAGGAGAAAAUGUGGGUGACCUUUUUGGAGGGGUACUCCGCUCUGGCUGCUCUGUCGUUGAGCGCUUCCACUGUGAAUGGAAAGACCAUAGACAUCCGUUUGAGGUGUCCCGGUUGGAUAAAGAGUCUCGAGGAGGAAAUGAGUGUGGAGAGAAUCUGUGGCAACAUCCCAACAUCCACUAGCUCUACACUGCUGGCGGAGAACUCUGAGAUGGGUGAAGAGUAUGACAUGGAAGGUGAUGUGGAUGAGGAGGUUGAGGAUAUCUUACCCCAGCACCUGCAACCUGGACUGGGCGCAGAGCCGGGUGUUUCCCCCGCAUCGUCCCCGCGCAGCAGCCCUUGUCCAUCUCCCACCCACGGAGAGCCUGCACCUCCCAUCCGGCCUAUCAGAGCCCCUCCACGCACUACCGGACAACCGCAGGGAGGAUUAAGCCCAGCCACCAGUAGAAGGGAACUGGCAGGUUCUCCUGUUGAUGGUCAGCCAGCUGGAGCUCUUUUUCAGGGACUAGAGCCAAAACGCCCGCCUCCACCUCGCCCGAAUGCCCCACCUGCCCGACCUGCACCUCCACAGAGACCACCACCACCCUCAGGACAAAAAAGCCCAGCCCUAGCACGUGCAGAUCCAUCUGGUCGAGGUCAGGCGACUGGGUCAGCCCCUGUUGGAGUCCCAAGACCGAUUCCACCCAGAGCAGGAGUCAUCAGUGUUCCCCCUCAAGCCAGACCUCCCCCUCUGGCUCAUCCAGGGGCUCCCAGACCCACAGCAGAGGUUCAUCCAGGGGCUCCCCGUCCCUCAUCUGAUAAUCACCCUGGAGCACCAGAACCCAAAAGCAAACCAUCAGAGCUGCCUCUGGGUCCCCCCCCCACACUGCCAGGUCCCAUGAGACCUCAGAUGAUAUCACCCAUGCAACCUCAGCCUGCUGCCUCUCCAAUUCAAACUCCCGUUCAAGCCCAGCAGCCCCCACCCAUACAAUCUCAGCUCCCUGCACCCAUGCAGCCCACCUUUCCCACCCCUCCGGUGCAUCACCAUGCUGCUGGGGCCCCCCUGACACCAUCCGCUGGAGCUUCAGCCACUCCUCAACCUGGACUGGCCUCUCCCAAGCCUCCUCCCAGAAGCCGAUCUUCUCACGCACUGCCACCUGAGUUCGCUCCUGCUCCUUCUCCUAUAUCUCAGGCUAAAACCAUGAAUGGAGUCCUAAAAGAAGCACAAUGGAACCUAGACCCCUUUGAGAUGCUUAACACCCAGUCCCUGCUCCAGAACACAUCAUUCUCCGCCUCCCUCCCUCGAUCCUCCACUAUCCCUCCAUCCUCAACAAUCCCUCCAUCCUCUUCCUCCACGUUACCCGGCUCCCUCUCACUGUUCUCCUCCCUGCCACGCCCUCCUUCAGCUCCAGACACCAGCAGCGCUCCGUGUCUCCUUCCUCCCCCCCACGCAUCCCGUAGCAGGUCCCAAGAGACCCUUCGCACAUCUCCCAAUCCGUUCCUUGCCGACGCCCAACCCAGACCGAACAGCACCAACCCUUUUACCAGUGGCUUGACGUCCUUGCCGCACCGAGCCCUCACUCCUGAUUUUUUCAUCCAGCAGGAGGAUGAAUCGCCCAGACAUGGCCUCAACAGAGCUAGGUCUGCUAUUGUUCACAGUUCAACACUUCCCGCUUCGUUUUCCAGUAAACAGUCUUUAGGUCCCGCCGUGGCACCAGCCCCAGCCAAACAGACCCAGAAGUGGGUCACCUUUGAUGAAGAUUCAGACUUUCUCCAGUCCACAACGGCUCCCGCAUCAGGUGGGACUGGCCCUCCGUUGAUACCCGCUGCUCCAUCCCUUGCUUUCCCACAACCGCCCAGUAGCUUCCCUAAAUCUGCUUUUGACACGGACAAUAACUGGGCGGCUCCUCCCGCCUCUGCAUUCCCAGUAAUUCCCCCUCCGAACCCAAACAGGACUAAUACCAGCAUCAGAAACGCCCACAUCCCAACCAGAAAUGAAUUCACAGAGAGGUGAUACAGUGAGCGGAGAGAGAGCGUGUAUAUAAAAAUGGAGCAAAUAUAUUUGUGUGAAUCUAUUAUCUGUGUAUGGUUUGUAAAAAAAUCUGAUGUUUCCAAACAGACAUGAAGUGUUCAGGCCGUCUCUUUGCCCAAAGCGGACAAAUGAUUAGCUGAAUUAAUGUUUUAUAGAUUUUAGAAAAGGGGCAAAGAGUGUGUGUCUGUUGUCGUCUACAUAUUAAUCUGUUUACACAAAUAUGUAUAAUAUUUUACAUUUCAAAGGCCAGGUUUAUUAUAUCACACAAGCGUUCAUUAUUACAAGCCACUUAAUUGGCCAAUAAAGCCCCUACGCAUAUUAAAUGGCCAAGUUUCCUUCUCACGCUCUGUAACCCAGUGCAGAAGAAAACCCUACGCUGUCAUUUGUUUUAAACGCACAAAUGUUAAUUCCUGGCUGUGUUUCAGACCCGUCCUUUGCCAUCUUAUCUAAAAGUGGGCUAAUUUCAAAAAUGUUGUCGUUUAUCUCAUUGUGAAUGUAUCUUUCACCUGUUCCUAUUGCCUAUGUUAAGAUUACGCUUUAGAGGGCAUGUGCACAGUACAAACACGUGUUUCUGUGCUUUACUGGGUCUGAUUUUCUGGAUGUUCACGGAAUAGACCCCUCUCCCACCCCGCAGUGUAUCCUGUUGCACAGCUAACGCAUUCGAAAUUCUUAAAAAUAUAUCAACGAUACAUAUUCAUAGUUGUUAACUGUCUUCCUAGUGGGUAAAUUACUUAAAUUGUGUUUAUAUUUGCAGUAUGUACAUGCCAUGUCAAAAAGUGCACUGAAGUUCUCUGUCAGACUGAAGCUAAAGUUUGCUAUGUUUAUGUAAAGCGAGCUGUCAUAUCUGUUUCUCUAUCAUCAUCCAUCCGUGUAUAUAAAUAUGUGCUUUCAGUUCCGAAGCUCACGACUGAAUUGCUGUAUUUAACAAAUGUGUCGUGUGUGCGUUUAUUUGGUAGGUUACAUCGAUCUCUCAUUAGAAUGAGGGGUCUUGGUCAUAGCAGCAGUUGUGCUUUCUUUCUGUGCAAUGGUCGUACUGUAGCUGUUCGCUUCACGAAAUCGUACCUUUUAUUUUAAUGGACAGCUCCUUGAUUCUUGAAGUCUUGAUAAAUCUAUUUAUUGUUAUGUGGAGGAACACUGUGCUGUAUUUGGGAGUGUGCUGUCUGUUUAUGUGUACUUGCUGUUUGUGAGAGUGAGCUUGCGUGUUUGCGAUGUCAUCAUUGAGGGAUCUUUGUUGCAAGUCGGGACCCCAGAGUCAUUAAAGCAUUAUCUCACCACAAUGUUUUAAAGAAGGGGUCUUUUGAAGAAAAAUAGGCAUUUUAAUGAACACAAAUGCAAUUGGAUAUUGGAUUAUGAGUGGUGUAAUGUUUAAAGUUACAAAUAUGAUUUAUUUUUCGUUGUGUUGUUUAAAAAAGAUUUUUGAGGAGUUAAAUUUCAGGACUAUGACAACAUUGUGGGGGAACUUUAUUAUUCAGCAUGAGUUGUUUUUCAUAACCAUGUUAAUAAUUUAACAUUCCAGACUGUAAAGAUGGAUAUGGUUGAAUGAUCAGCCCUCGCCACUGCAAGAUUUUGUGUGUACAGAUAUUUUUUAUUCAUUCCUCUUGCCGUUUGAUCACAUUACGCAGGAUGUUUAUUGUGUCACUAAGGCAUUAAGUGUACAGGUUUUUCAGGAAAACAGUGACUAUAGUAUUCGUGACCUUGUUCCUUGUUUACAUUAAGGUACAUUAGUUUUUCAAAGGUUAAAGAGAACUUUGACGGAAUUUUCACAGCACUGGAAAAGUGAGACACUGUCUUUUUGGUUUGGUUGUGAGAGGGGUCAGAAGAAGAACCAGCAGGAUUGUGCAUUUUAACAAAAAACCCAUUCCAAAACUGCAUUCCAAAGCAUAAAUAUCUCCAGAAUACAUACAAGUAUCAGGCGGUGGUUAAUUUGUGUCUUCCUUCGAUGAGCGCUGAUGAACGCAAUGUAACCACUUUAGGCAUUAAAGUCAUACAUUCAGGUGUUCUGUAUGUCAUGAAAGCAGUAAAUUUGACUAGUCGUGUAUGAAAAGAGGUUUUAUAGGAAUUAAUUAACUCCUUUUUUUAAGGUAAAGUUCCUUUUUAGCUUUUAGCUCAGUAGUAAAUAGUGAUAUUAACCUUGUAUGUAUGUAUACACAAGCCACAAAACUGCAGUUCAGUAAAUUAAGUGCAUAUAAGAAAUGCACAUUUAUGUAUGGAGCAAUUGAUGUUGUAUGUAUGCAAUAAUAAAUGUAAUUUAACAUGAAA